Messenger RNA from Coprinopsis cinerea okayama7#130, 2436 nucleotides. RefSeq lists its product as hypothetical. The record is from RefSeq and is a predicted model, not a curated record. The transcript is spliced from 8 exons. Bases 1 to 2436 code for a protein of 811 amino acids. NCBI's taxonomy places the organism in Eukaryota, Fungi, Basidiomycota, Agaricomycetes, Agaricales, Psathyrellaceae.
AUGCCAAAAACACACAAAGUCCCGACCUUCGCUCGAGCGUCACGAAACAGCGGCUUUGGAAUUGGGUACACCAGCCCGAUUAAAGCGAGAGAUGAUCGGAAGUCGCGCAUAAAAGUCAAGAACCUUGGCCACAACACGCUCGUGCGGGCUUUCCUUGCACAACUCGAGAAUCUGGAUGCCAACUCGGCAGCGCCUUCUUCCCCUGGGAGUUCCAGUCAACGACAUGACACCAAUGUCACUGUCCUGGAGGGCGACGAGGAAGUGCCCAUCGACGGCCACAGCGACGACUGGGUGGACGAAGACGACCAGAAGACAGGGCAACAUGUCGACGCGGAGUACCGACCAUACGAGCGCCCCAUUGCUGUGCCCGCUGGGCGCAGGACUCAACCACUUGGAAUGAGAUGGGAAACCCAAAUGAAGAACCUGAAGGAGCCUCUACUUCAAUAUCUUUCGCGAACCAUGGGGAAAAGAUUGGUUCACCCCUCAAAGCUGGAGUCGAACUGCCGAGUGCCGGCUGGAAAUUGUGUACGGAAAGAGCAUACGGUAGUUCUUCUCAUGCAUGACUACGACGCCCUGAGAGAGGCGGACGAGAAGAUCCAGGCCCAUAGGUGGGAGAAACAGCAGCAGACCUCCCAAAACUCGCAGGCAAUCCAUCAGCCUCGACUUUACGAAGAGCACGAAGGAACGCAGGAACGACAGGAGUGCGAUAGAGUAUUGCAGCAAGUAUGCCCUGCGUGUUUCGGGGGAAAGCCGGGUUCAUUUGGGAUGAGAUCGAGCAAAAGAAGGGGAGACUUCCACGUCGCCCUCGAUGGUAAUUUCAACCAUCGUCACAUCCGUCGUGAAGGGCAAAGCAACGAAAAAUUGUACCGACACCCCGAUUUGUACCUGACAGCGGAGUAUGUGAACGAAGUCGGCGAGCAUAUGAAGAAAGUACGCGAAGGACACCCUCGACCCCGAAUCGCCAGGGUACCCGACGAGGCGGUGGACGAAUGUGAAGACGGACACAUCGCAGGACAAGGGACCAAAGUGAAAACCAACACGCAAGUGUACGAUGAUACGGGUACGAUGGCCAUGGUCUGUAGACACGACUAUCCGCUCUUCCUCGCCAACAUCGACACUCCUGGCGAGCAGCAAAAGUAUGCUGUCGCUCUCAUCAAAAAGCUGUUCACCAUGAUCCCCCCCAACGCAACCGUGGUGGCAUUUUACGACGUUGGGUGUGUCCUUGACCGUUCCCUACAAUUGGUGAGUCUUGCGUACGGUAUCUGGCGUCAGUAUGAAAUUCUACCCGAGUCGAUCACCUCAAGAUUGGAAUUCUGCACAAGCGCGAUGCAUGCGUAUGCCCACCAGUGGGCGUGUCAACUCUACUACAACCCGCGGUUCCAGGACGGUACCGGAAACACCAACGGGGAGGGCACAGAGAGGCUAUGGGCAAUUAUGCGAAAGCUCAUCGCGAUCGCGAGAAUGUCUUCUCGCUCGCGACGUCUCUGGUUGAUAAAUCAGCUGAUGAAAUCUCAUCGAAAGGGCACCCGACAGAAUCUGGGGAAGUGGGUCAAGACUCAGCGCACGGCUAUCGCAAAGCAGAUCCCCGAGCAGCAAUCCAUCCUUCAAAAAGUCGGCAUCCCAAUUACGGAGCUCCGGUCGGAGUGGCAGGACCAGCGAGAGAAGCAACUCUCCAUUAGAGGGCACCAACCCACACGGCUGAAGCAGCAACUCGAUGAAGUCCUUCGCAUCCAGGCCGACAUUGACCGUAUCGAUGCGCGGAUCGAGGCGAUGGCCGCAACUGUCCAGAAAGCCGACGAUGACGACGACCCAUACCGCAGCAUAUUACAUAACAUGAAGGUUACAAGGCAGAACACCCUCCAGAAGAUGGAGCAACACUAUGAAUCAUUGAACGUGGGGGACGCCUACCCCGAGUUGCGCGGGAUGGACUACAACGGGCCAUCGCCCAAUUUCUCGAGUUCGAUCAACUCGAAUCAAGCCUACGGCGGGAAGGAACAACCCCUUGGCACCAAUCUCCACCAGCUCACGCGCAAGGCCAUAGAGAACCGGCAGCCCGCCCUCAUGGCUGCAAUUGAGAGAUUCAACACUCACCGAGCGCAACUUGUCAAACUUAUCAAACCCGAAUGGGGCAUUGUCCUCCCCCGUGAACUCCCGGUAAACCUCACAGAACUACGGGACCACUCCGAUCUCAUGGAGGACGUAUGGCUCACGCCCGCUACGGGGGGAGCCCCUCCUCCCAGGUGGUUAGAGAGUGUUGAUGUUCGCCGAGGCAUUCGGGCGAUGCUCACACUUGAGAGGUGCCAAGAGGAAAUCGUGCGCCUCAACCUAGAGGCUGACAACAUGUGUCGCUGGUAUGGGCGAGAGAUUGCGAGCGUCGAAGUUACAAUCAGGGAGACACCCAGCAGACCACUCAGUAGGAUACCCCAUGUCCCUUGA